This is a messenger RNA of Cooperia oncophora, 795 nucleotides long. Lineage: Eukaryota; Metazoa; Nematoda; Chromadorea; Rhabditida; Trichostrongylidae. The record is from the annotation of a GenBank genome assembly.
AUGCACAGUUCUUGUUAUCCACUUGAUACUCAUCACGGUGCUGUUUCUUCGAUCGAUCGAAGCCGAUCGGUCGCCGUGAAAGCUGCUAUUGAAGCUGGUUAUCGUCUCAUCGACACGGCUGCUUGUUAUCAAAAUGAAGAAGCAAUUGGUGAAACUCUGAAAGAUCUGAUCCACGCCGGAAAAGUUACUCGCGAAGAGCUGUUCAUCACCACGAAACUAUGGGUGUCACAUCUUCAUCCGGAGGAUGUCGAAAGUGCUCUACGCGAAUCUCUUCGUAAACUCCAAGUCGAAUAUGUGGAUCUUUACCUUGCCCAUGCGCCGACGGCCUACGAUAAAAACAUGAAGAAACAAGAUCAUUCUGUGAAAGUCCAAGAUACAUGGCAUGGUUUGGAGGAAGUGUAUAAGAAGGGGCUAACUAAAGCUAUAGGCGUUUCAAAUUAUAGCGGCGAACAGAUAGAGCGUGUUCUUCAAACUGCUACCGUACCUAUUCACAAUUGCCAGGUGGAGCUCCACCUUUACUGGCCUCAACACGAACUGCAUGAACUUUGUAAGAGGCAUGAUAUCUGUCUCACAUCUUACGCAACGCUUGGGUCUCCUGGUCGUGUCAAAAUGAAAGCUCUGGCAACUGGACAGCCGGUUACGUGGCCAGCUAAUAAAAGAGAUCUAGACGACCCGAACGUGAAAGCGAUUGCAGCAAAGUACUCAAAAACCCCAGCACAGAUUCUGUUGCGCUACGUAAUCGAUCCGGAAUAUUGCGGUAAUACCGAAAUCUGUAACUCCAUCUCGAAUCGUUGA